AUGUCGUUGGUUCAAGACACUCCAAGUCAGAACGCAACGGAGAUCCUUUGGGAUAAGCGCCUCCAUUCUGACGCACAGUGGAGAUCUUGGAUCGGCCAUAUUAAAGCUAUAGCAACGAAGGCGGGGAUUUGGAACUAUAUCAACCCAAGUCUUGCAGAGGAUAAGCUGAAGAAAGAACCAGUUGAUUCGAGAGAUACGUUCCCUCAGGUCUCUGAAGUACAUAGGGAUGCGACUGAUAUAUCGGACCUAGAUGAAGACCAGUACGGGCUGUACAUCAGGAUAGUCAACCUUUUUGACAAGGAGAGAUCGUUCAAUGAGCAAUUAAGAAACAAAAUCAACAGGAUUAAUUCGCUCAUUUAUCAGAACGUCGCUCCUGAGCACCGCCAUAUCCUUAAGGGUAAAAACACUCCAUACAAGAAGCUUGUGCGCCUCACUCAGCAAUUCGCCCCACAGGGUAACAAUCGUCGUCAGCGCGUCCGAAAUGCAUAG
This is a messenger RNA of Penicillium subrubescens, 489 nucleotides long. RefSeq lists its product as uncharacterized. Bases 1 to 489 code for a protein of 162 amino acids. NCBI's taxonomy places the organism in Eukaryota, Fungi, Ascomycota, Eurotiomycetes, Eurotiales, Aspergillaceae. The transcript has a single exon. The record is from RefSeq and is a predicted model, not a curated record.